This is a messenger RNA of Armigeres subalbatus, 3105 nucleotides long. RefSeq lists its product as uncharacterized. The coding region runs from base 791 to 2920 and encodes 709 amino acids. The record is from RefSeq and is a predicted model, not a curated record. NCBI's taxonomy places the organism in Eukaryota, Metazoa, Arthropoda, Insecta, Diptera, Culicidae. The transcript is spliced from 6 exons.
GACUUGAGAACGCGAAACGAUCGAGUUUGACCCAUUCGCCGCCGAACUAACGAGGUAUGGGCCGAGGUUUUAUCGCACAAAGCUGAGUCACUGUUGGGCCUUCCAAAUUAUUCAUUUCGCUUGAACUGCUCAGUUUUUAUGCCCGGCAGUCCCUGUAGCGUAAACGCGAUAUUGCGGUGACGGUGAUGGUGAUCGGUCACCUGAACAGACGUCGGUCGCGCGGGUGUUGUGACGCGCGUGUUUGAAUUCGUGUCCCACUGUGGGGCGACAGGCGGUGCGGGGCAGGAUGCGCCCAAGUGACACCUCCAGCAAUAACUGCUAAGUGGUUCGGUACACCGGGAAGAGAUUUGAAUCGAAUGCCUGAACCUGUAAAGGUGCAGAAAUUGGAAAUGCACACCAAUUGUGCUCUUGGUGAAAAAUAGCCGUGACGUGAGAUGUUAUCUCCAGUCAGUGUCUUCAGAAUGAAAUGAUGACAACAACAGCGGACGAAGCGAAUUUCGACGAAUUAUCACCCUGAUGUUAAAAAAUACAUUCAGAAAUCGACGGAGCCCCGCCAAGAUACGAGACUCAUGAGUGCAAUUUAAACAUCGCAUCAUCAACCAUAGCCGUUCCACAGUGGCAGCGGGACGAGAUAAAAAGUUGUGAACGCGGAGACACCCAUUGGCGGUGGUUUCAUAACCGCAAGUGCUGCAGUGUGCAAUAAGAAGAAAAAGUGCGAGCCUACGACCUCGGCGGGCCUUGGCAAGGUGGUGAAAUCAUUACCAAUAAUAAGUGUUUAACGGUGACAAAGAUGUCCUACGAGUACAGCACAACGGGCCGGACGGCCAGUACCAGCUCGAUCUACGACUAUCCGGAACACCUGAACCCGUUCUACGAGGACGAGAACCACAAGCGGCUGCGAUUCUGGCAGUUUGGCCACCAUCGUUCCGAUAGGCCAAAAUCGCAACGGCGCGGCAGUUUGGUCAGCAUCAGAGAUGGUCUCCGCGAUAUGUGGGAAUUCAAAACCUUCCGUCUGAAAAAGAAACGCUCGUCGUCGCUGGGCAUAAACAAGACAUCGGAGAGCCCACCGCCCCUGCGGCGAGACGAUCCCGGACUGCACUACUAUACCAUGGGCAACAAUUCGACGCCCUAUCGGAACACAAUCAACACCAUCGGAUACGGUCCCGGCCAGUCGCAGUCCACCUCGAGCACACCACUUUUUCAACGAAACUCGCGCUACCGCAGCUCGCUGCAAACCCAACCGCAGGAGAACGAAAUUGGCCUCCAUAGAAACGAUCGCUAUCGAAGCACAAUUCAGAAUGGCUUCGCGACUUACAGUGGCAGCAGUAUGGUUACUUCAACGCCACGAUCGCGAUACAACGCCGAUACAACCGGACGUGGAAUGACCGCAGGGGUCUCCCAAUCUAGUCUUAAAAGCUCAAACCCGUUCGAUGAUGAUGAAAUGGAUGAUAGCGUUUCGAUAACCGACAGUCUAAAUGACCCCAAUGGAACAAUACGCUCAAGCAUGGCGAGACGCAAAAAGCGUCGAGCACCGGCGCCUCCAACUCGCAACUUGGCGAACGUCCACGUUGACCCCGCAGACACAGCACUUGCAACGAGAUUAAAAAUUGAAGAAUCACCUCCGCCGGAAAACCCAGAGAACGUAAAAAAUCUCACGAAUCUAACCGCUGAAAUUGAAUCAUUUGUACGUACUAGUUCCGACGAUAAGGUCCAUCAAACGGAAACCGUGCAGGCCAGUCAUGUUGAAAACCCCGCAUCGUCUAGCGAUAGUAAUAAUAAUCGUGUGGUCGAGCUUGUCAUCGUGGAAACAAAGAAUGAAAUCAAAGAAGAAGUUAGUUCAACACAUGAAGAAAAAGUUGAUCAUGUUGUUCCUAAUGAAGGCAAUAGUCAAACCUCUCCUACCGAAGUGACUAAAAAUAAAAUCUGUAUCCCUGAACCCGUAGAAGAAAUGUCCCAAAUUGAAGAGCUGAAAAUAGAAGAUGAGACAAGGUCAAUUACUCCACCUCAACCUUCACCUCGAUUAAGAGCAACUCCACCUCCGGUUCCUCAGACACCUCCUGUUGUUGAGCCGGUAGACCUUGAAAACGUCGCUCUCCCCGAAACUCCAAUCCCUGCUAGACGCCACAAUAAAAACCGUAACCAAGCGGCGGUAAACGGCACCGAACUUCGAAUAAUCGAGUCAUCAGACUCGACCACCGCCAGCACAGCCGAGGAAGAGGAAAAUAUGGAAUCCAAGGUCGUCAAACGCAUCAACUACGAGUUCCAAUACAAGGUUGAACCGAUCAAAACCGAAAUCGACGAAAAAAUUAACACAGCCCGACUCAAGAUCAGCGAGUCAACCGGUGACAUCGAUUCGCUCCAAAACACCGGCACCGAUCGGCGACGAUCCGUGCGAGACAUCAUCGAAUCGAUCAACAAAAGCCAAAGCCUCCUUAAAGUGAACCACGAAUCCACCGGCACCCUUUACUCGGCCCAAUCCAACGAUAGCGUCAAUCGCAACCUUCGGGAGCUAAACGACAGAGAAAAGGAAAUCCAACGAAUGCUGCACGAUAUGGAAACCAACUACGGUGGCCAGGCGCAGACCCAGCCUCGCAAAUGGUCUCUCACGCCGCCGACGAACAAACGCAGCUCGUACUACGACAACGUACCGGAGGGUAACGAAAAUCUGGACAACUUGGAUGACCGCAACAAUCUUCUCAGCAAAUCGGCAUUGCGGUCCAAGAAGAGCCCAACCAAAUCGCUCGGCAUAGAACCGUCCGAUGAUGGGUCGUAUCAGGACUGCAUGGAUUGGAAUCCACUGCCCAAGCCGCGGCGCAGUCGGCAUCUCCCCGACUCACAGUCCAAUCAGUCUACGUCAGCAACGGGAGGUAUUUUGACGGUCAUCGAUCAAAACAAUAACGGCAACGCGAAGCAAAGCUGAAUGCGACUCGGCGGUGCUUUCAAUGGGCAAUCUAUAACUUAGAAAUUAUUUAUUUAAUCAAUCAAACCUGAUGCAUGGCCUCAUCGUAGUCUAAGAAUAGAUAGUUGUCGUGCAAGAUGAACAGAUGUUAUGAAAUAUUGACCAUUUAUGAUGAUGUUUCAAAUAAAUGAUUGGAUGCCAGAGAA